UCCUGAACCGGAAGGUGAGUAACUGAGCCGCCAGGUGCAAAUUCAAACUUCCCAGCUACUCACUCCGUACUCUCUCACGCUCUCUUCUCCCAAAACCCUAAAUUCCCAAAUCCGAACCCAAUUCACUCCACAAAACCCUCACAAUCGAAGCCACCAUGGCUUCCCGGAACCAGAACAGGCCACCUCGCAGCCCCUUCAACAAAAAGGCGAGCACCGAAGAACUCGCUGUGGAAAAGCGUCAGAGGUUCGGAGCUGACAAGAUGGAGCGACAGGGAGUGGCUGGGAGGGGAAGAGCGCCGUUUUCUGUGGUGAAUACUGCGAGUGCGGUGAGUGAAGGUGAUGGAGUGGAAUGUAGUACCGUCGAGUUCACGAAAGAGGAUGUUGAUGCGUUGCUGAAUGAGAAGAUGAAAAAGGGCAAUCCCUAUGAUAAUAAGAAAAAAAUGGAGCAGAUGGGGGAUCUUAUUAAGAGGCUUAAACUUUGCGUUCGAUGGUUUAAAAGAGUUGAAGAAGGCUAUGUUCAAGAGAAAGAAAAGCUUCAGUCUGAACUUGAGUCUGCUGUUAAGAAGGGCAUUGAUACUGAGACUGAGAUGAAAAUUAAGAUUGAGGAGUUCAAUGAGACUAUAUCUGAUUUGAGGAAGACAAUAUCUUCUUUAGAAGGUAGACUUUUGAAGGAAGAAUCAGAGAAGUUGGAAGCAAUUAAUUGUUAUAGAAAAGAAAAGGAAGCCAGAACUGCAGCUGAGAAGGUUGGAAAUGAGAAAUCAGCUGAGCUUGAGAAAGUACGGGAUGAGAAAUCAGUUGCUGAGAAGAAGGCCACUUCAAAUGAGGAUUUGUACAAGCGUUCACAAGAGUAUAAUAUGAGCCUGCAGCAGUACAAUAGUCGUCUUCAAUCAGAUCUUGAAAUAGCUAAUGAGUCACAUAAACGACUUGAAACAGAGAAAGCAACCAUUGUUGAGAGCCUAAGCAAUGUGAGAGGUCACAAUAAGGCAUUGCAGGAUCAGUUGGCAUCUCUUAAGGUUUCACAGGAAGAGGCUUCCAAACAGAAAGAAGUGCAAGCAUAUGAACUCAGAUGCCUCCGCGAAGAAUUAAAACAAAUGAGAGAUGAUCGUGAUUGGCAUCAGGCACAUGCAAAUGCUUUAAUUGGAGAAUUUACAAAAUACAAAGAAUGUACAGGGAAAUCAUUUGCUCAAUUGGAUACCUUGACAAUUAAAACAAAUGCUCUUGAGGAGACUUGUUCUUCCCAAAAGGAGCAAAUAAAUAUACUGCAGCAGCAAUUGAUUGCUGAAAAGGAGAAGUUAAAGGUGGCUGAUUUAUCUGCAUCAGAAACAAGAACUGUGUUUGAAGAGCAGAAGAGAAUUAUACAUGAACUAAAAGAUCGAUUGGCAGAUAAAGAAUUUCAAGUAGUUGAAGGAGAGAAGCUAAGGAAAAAGCUGCACAAUACUAUCCUGGAGCUAAAAGGAAAUAUCCGUGUGUUCUGCCGUGUGCGACCUUCCCUACCAGAGGAUAGUACGGGAACCGACAUGGUUAUUUCUUACCCAAUGUCAACAGAAAUGGAUGGCAGGGGUAUUGAAUUGGUACAGAAUGGGCAAAAGUACCCUUUUACAUUUGACAAGGUGUUUAAUCAUGAGGCUUCUCAGCCUGAUGUAUUCACAGAGAUAUCACAGUUGGUGCAAAGUGCACUUGAUGGCUACAAGGUAUGCAUUUUUGCUUAUGGACAGACAGGCUCAGGAAAAACCUAUACAAUGAUGGGUAGGCCUGAGGCUCCAGAUCUGAAAGGCUUGAUACCACGUUCUCUAGAACAGGUAUUCCAGACUAGUCAGUCACUGAAAGACCAGGGGUGGAAGUACAAAAUGCAGGCAUCAAUACUGGAAAUAUAUAAUGAGACCAUCAGGGAUUUGUUGUCAUCAAAUCGGUCAAGUGGGAUUGACCAGACGCGAAUAGAAAAUAGUGUUCCCAGCAAGCAGCAGUACACUAUUAAACAUGAUGCACAAGGAAACACACAUGUUUCGGACCUGACAAUUGUGGAUGUUUGUAGCGUGAAUGAGAUUUCCUCACUCCUGCAACAGGCAGCACAAAGCAGGUCAGUGGGAAGAACACAGAUGAAUGAGCAGUCAUCAAGAAGCCAUUUUGUCUUUAGUUUACGUAUCAGUGGUAUAAAUGAGAACACUGAACAACAAGUCCAAGGUGUCUUAAACCUGAUUGAUUUGGCUGGAAGUGAAAGACUGUCAAGAAGUGGGGCAACAGGGGACCGAUUGAGGGAAACUCAGGCUAUCAACAAAAGUCUCUCCUCUUUGAGUGAUGUCAUAUUUGCUUUGGCAAAGAAAGAGGAGCAUGUUCCUUUUAGGAAUUCGAAACUGACAUACCUUCUCCAGCCAUGUCUUGGUGGCGAUUCCAAAACAUUGAUGUUUGUCAACAUCUCACCUGAUCAAUCUUCAGUUGGUGAGUCACUCUGUUCUCUCCGCUUCGCGUCCAGAGUAAAUGCCUGUGAAAUCGGGAUUCCGCGACGUCAGACUCAGACAUCCACUCGGUCCUUGGAUUCUCGGUUGAGCUCUGGCUAAAGGAAGGACAGAGGUGUUUGCCUGGCCAACACGCAUCACCAAAAAUGGUUGUCAUUUUGUCCUGCUUUAGCGGGGUAGAGAAGAAAAGUAGCGGGGUAGAGAAGAAAAGUAUUCUUUAUGCUGCUGUAAUAAUUGUAAGAAUGUAAAAUUAGAGAAUCUGAAGUUUUUGUAAAUUGGUUGCAGAGGCUUGGCUUUAAGCCUCAAUUUAUGUAGCAGCGUGUUGAUUCUGAUUAAAACUUCAGUGUUUGGUGAAUUCUUGCUCAGAGAGUUGUUCCUAGAAUGUUAACAAAUACUUCAUUUUAGGGACUAUUCCUAUAAGAGGCAACAGCUCAAAAGCUGAAGAAAAUGACAAACAAUGACACAAGAGAGCAUGACUCUGGGCAUUGGGGACUAUUCUUGCUCAGAGAGUUGUUCCUGAAAUAAGGACUUGACGCCCAUAUUUACCUUGAGCGGCGAAGUUUGGGAGUUUCCAAUAUAACACUGUAGAAUGAUUCAUAAAGAAUUUGCCUAAAAAUUGACAGUUUCACGGUUCAUUAAGUUUGGUUGUUUCUUA
Messenger RNA from Lotus japonicus, 3108 nucleotides. Its product is annotated as kinesin-like protein KIN-14C. Gene Ontology annotation, biological process: microtubule-based movement. The record is from RefSeq and is a predicted model, not a curated record. The coding region runs from base 156 to 2555 and encodes 799 amino acids. The transcript has 17 exons. Gene Ontology annotation, molecular function: microtubule binding; microtubule motor activity; ATP binding. NCBI's taxonomy places the organism in Eukaryota, Viridiplantae, Streptophyta, Magnoliopsida, Fabales, Fabaceae.